UUCAUCUCCGAAGAUCUCCAAGCAUCUACUCAAUUUAGGACGGACAUCAUGGGUUUGACUGUACCAGUGAAGAUCCUUCUUCUGACCUGCCUGGUGUAUUUUGUGAUCUCUUCAGUAGAUGGCAGAAUCUUUAGAGGCUCUAAGAAUCAGUCCAAGAAGAAAGGCAGUAGUUUCAAAGGAAGCAAGAAGAUUCCACAGAAUGUUCCAGGGAAAGUUCCACCAAAUGUUCAGCCUUCAGCAGAUCAGGCACCAGGAGCAGCAGCAGCACCACCAGCAGCAGAAGCAGCACCACCAGCAGCAGCAGAAGCAGCACCACCAGCAGCAGAAGCAGCACCACCAGCAGCAGAAGCAGCACCAGCAGAUGCGUGAUUGACAGCUGCUUUACUCACAGUUUGGUUUAGCUGAAGAGUUUCAUGCUUUAAUUGCAGUAAAGAUUAAAAAUGGCAAAUAAAACUGA
Danio aesculapii is the source of this 457-nucleotide messenger RNA. Its product is annotated as translation initiation factor IF-2. The coding region runs from base 49 to 369 and encodes 106 amino acids. NCBI's taxonomy places the organism in Eukaryota, Metazoa, Chordata, Actinopteri, Cypriniformes, Danionidae. The record is from RefSeq and is a predicted model, not a curated record. The transcript has 3 exons.